Molecule: messenger RNA, 5525 nt
Organism: Corythoichthys intestinalis (scribbled pipefish)
Lineage: Eukaryota; Metazoa; Chordata; Actinopteri; Syngnathiformes; Syngnathidae
Gene: kdf1a
Product: keratinocyte differentiation factor 1a
Exons: 5
Coding region: 355-1785 (476 amino acids)
Biological process (GO): keratinocyte development; regulation of epidermal cell division
Cellular component (GO): cell junction
Source: RefSeq, a predicted model, not a curated record
CAUUUACCUGUAGGCGGCUGAGGUAGCAGCCAGGGAUUAGCUGUAGCCGCAGGUAGUAGCCAAGCAUCGGACGACAACAAGUGCGCCCGAAAGGACAUAACGCCAAUGAGUCCACUACUCAUUUUCCGCAAAGGCACCGCUUUUCAUUUUGGUUUAGCUUGUUUUUUGGCUGGAGAAACGUUACCUUAACCUUUUUGUAUGUGGCCCGGCGUAACUCAUUCGUUUAGUUUGACUCACGACUCGACAAACUUUUCUUCUUUCUGCGACUUCCGCCCUGGGCUUCUCCAUCAAUUCAUUUGGGUUACGAGCUAAACACAACUGCUUACUCUUAUGCGGUUAGAGUGGUUCUGAGCCAUGCCUGGCCACAGCACCAGGGCCCCGCAGGCAUCCCGCCACCACAAACAUCACGGUUCCAGACCAGACAAGUACAGUCAAGCCCCAUCUAUAUUUCGGAAGAGCAAAACCAUUCAAGACUCUUAUAAGGAUCCCAAUGGAACGCAUCAUCACGAUGAGCACUCCCGCUAUUUGGAGAAUAAACACGGUCGCAGAGCACCCCCACGCAACGGCGCCGGACGUGGCUCGGAGACUAUUGGUUUCAUUCCUGGCUCGGCAGACAACGCGCCCACCAACAGACAUGCUUGCGGCUCCUGUGCCUCUAUGGGCUGGAGUGGCUGUAAGGCCCUUAUUUGCUGCGUAUUGACCUGUGGCUUUUACGGCAGCCGAGAGCCUUGUCUCCCAGUUAAUGAGAGCUCCACAGACCAUCCCCCUAAAACAAGUAGUGAAUCCCACCCUCCUAAUGGUACGGCUGUGACCAAUUCCCCUGGUGCGGGCAUCACUUUUGAGCCCAACAAGUCCACCAAAUCUGUUAAAAUGUUGCCCACAAGCGACAGCUUCCGCUACCCGGAUGUGCGCAUAGCCGGUCAGUCAGUAAGGUAUCCGGUAAUGGCCUCAAAGAGGACCCGAACUUCUGGCCGGGGAGAAAGCCAACGGCCGAUCAGCAACACCAGCUUGCUAUCCCGUGACGACUACGACUUGGAUGACCUGAGCGACGAGGGCACAGAUAUUGACUCGCUCAUUACCAAGAAGCUGCUGGAGCUUUACGCGCUGCAUCAGAUCGACCAACUGGCUAAGUGCACCUCAGACUCGUCAUUCUCCCGCAAGACCAAUGAGAUCAGCGAGCUCAUAUACAGCAUUGCUCAGGAUUAUAACCUGGAAGAGCAGGAGGCAGAGUGCAAACUGGUGCGUGGCGUCAUCCGCAUCAGCACCCGAAAGGGCAACAGGAACAACAGGCGGCAGUCUGCGGGGCAGAGACCAAACGGGCGAAGUGACGGCACUCUGCCAGACAGCGGCAACGAGACCAUGACCAACACCUUCAUGAGCAGUGACUUUCCAGAGGUUAAAGUGUCCGAGCAGACGCCGUCAGAUGAGCUGGCGAGGAAGAUGAGACACUAUAGCGCGAGAAGCACCCUGUGUAACCCUGUUUUCUCUCUGCCCCCACCACAUUCCUGUUUUACCUGUACGAGGUGUCAGGACAGGGGAGGACAUGUGGAACCAAGCUGGUGCCACCACAAAGAUCGGGUGUUUUUUGUAGCCAUCUUGCCGCUGUGUUAUGGACGGUAUGUUCUUCCUAUCCCUGGAUUUUCAUGUGUCCGAUGCUCAAAAAAUACUAAAGCUAAAAUCUUGCGCAUGAAACAACUUGUUGCCUUUGAUAUUGGUAUUUCGAUGAUUAUUGUAAUUAUGAUGAGCUUUAAUAUUAUUUACUACAACUACUGCAUCUGCAGCUAGCCUGUUGCUAAUCAGUACGUGUAGAUGGCACAAUUAUGUCAACGCAAGUGUUACAGGUUUUUUGUUCGUCUCUUUACAGGUGGAAAACGCUGUUAGGCAAGGGAAGAUAAGUUGAUGUGCCUCAGAGCAACACUUACUGUACUAGAUGUUGAUGGACAUGUAUCCAGACUAUGUGUUCUACCCAGGGGCGGCCAAGAGGCUGGGGCUGCAGGCGGUGGCUCGCCUCACGACGGACCGUCAGCUCGAUCCCGAGAUCCAGCUACGAGCUUUUUAACUGGAGCAACUUUAAGAUACGCUACUGGAGCUGGAAUUACCGAGGACAGCAGGAGAAAGCCCGUAUGGAGGCCAUAAUGUUGGGUCAAAGUUUGGCGAGGCUCCGGAGCUCUGCUGUCUGAUAUCACACUCUCGUAUGCUAUUUUUCCAAUAAUUUUAUAAAUUGUGAUUUAUUGACCUGUUUUGCACAUGCACAAAUCGUUUUAAAUAACACAACAACAACAAGAAAUGGAAUCAUUUUGUCCAAAUGUUUUAUUGCGAUCAAUAUCUGCAAUAAAAAAAGAAUGAUACACUAUUUUGUUUAUAUGUACAUACCGUGUAGUAUUUCCUUGUAACAAAACAAAUUACUGUCAGCCUUUCUGCAUUUGGCAAAUGUAAUAUAAUUUGUAAUAUCACCUCAUUUUGGUCACUCAAGUGGCCGGCGUAUCAAUCUAUACCUCACGUCAACACAGUCUGAAAGUUUAUAACUUUGUCCACGAAUGAUAAACGAAGUGAUAUGGACAAUCAUACAAUCUCAUCUACGUCUCAUCUACGUUGUGCUGAAUAAAUUUUUGGAGAUUCCGUGGGUUCCUCUGGCUUGAUUUUGCAGUUUUAACUUCGUCAACACACUGCUAAAUUCAACCGCAACUCAUGAGGUUUUUCAAAACCAGAAGUUCGAAGCAGAAAUUUUCCAAGAUGGCGCCGCCCAUAUUUUGCACAGCAAACUUGUCUAUAAUAUUUUGUACAUGUUUUGACCUACGGAGGGCGCCAUGUUUUAAGCGCGCAAUGGACGCUCAGGGUGAUGACGUAGAUUGUCACAGUCACUCGACGAAUACUACCGGGUAACUGCAAUUCCUUCUAUGCGGCGAGACGUCCAACACAUGCGCUCAUCGGUUAAAAGCGGUGAGUACUUACUAUUUCUGUUUUAUUGAGUCUUUUAUUACCUUUUCAUUGCCUCAAAAUACUUCUUGCAUGUGUUUCCCUCUCAUAAUUUUAAGCAUUGUUUUUUUCUUGUGGUAGUUUAAAGCAGAUUGUUGAUCUGUUGACCACAUUGUCACAUUGCAUAUUUAAACCACUCUUAUUUGAUAUUACUACAUUUAAGUAUUUUCUUAAGGCAUCUUUAGUAUGUUCUGUCUGAUGCAUCUAAACAAAACAAGCUGAAAGCACACAAUAGUACUUUGGGUGUCAAAUUCGCCUCUUGUAGAUGUUUCGCCGGUGUAGCACAUUUUGGCAUAACACCAUUUUUUCCCCCUACUCUCGUCUCUUCUCAUCCUGUCUUUCCUGUUCAUUUUGCUUUUGUUGCUCCUUUUGUGAAAUAUCGACAGUGCUGUCAUGCUCAUUAAUGUUGCAGUGCAAUUAAUGUUGCUCUCGGGUUCAAAUUGAAAGGGUUGAACAGAUGACGUUUUAUGUCGCUAGAGUCAUACUCUAGAAGCCCGGCCACGUAACCAUGUUACGUCACCGCCCUGUGACGUCAAAAACAGUGGCGACCUAUCAGUUAAACACAUUUUACAAAUUGUAUAAAAACUAAAAUGUCAAGAGGGGUUUUAAUAUCAAAUUAUUUUAACUCCUAAUAACGUUAAUUUUUUAAAGAACUACAAGUCUUUCUACCCAUGGAUUCCUUUAAAGCAAACCAUAGACACAGUUGAUAUAUAAAAAUAGAUUUAUUUGGAUUGUUUUGUAAGUGCAAAAACAUAUUUAUUUACAACAGAGCUAACAUAACAUAACAUUUUCAACAAGUGUGACAUCAAGACUUGUUUUUGCAAUGUUGGAUAAGUAAAAUUAUCCAGAGAUGAAAUAGUUCCUGACGUCUGCUUCCAUUUAAGAAAAUGUCAUGAAAAAUAAGCAAUAUUUUUGCUUGCAUUUGAAUGGAAAAGAUUGGCUUCAGUUUUGUCAACAACGGCUUCCUCUACCUGCAGAAGAGCAUGUCCACCAGAACUUCAAACAGGUCAGCAUGGCCAAUUAUAGGCCGGAAUAAGAGCUCGAUGAUCAGACUGGGCGUGAUGCUUUGUAGCAUUGAUGCCGUGAGAAGGAUGCGGGCGAAACGCUCCUGUCGUGUGGGGUGAAGCAGUCGGACCACCUCGCUCAGAGCUUGCUGUGCCUCUUGUUGCAAGCCCUCGAUAAACAGAGAUGCAUUUAGAUCUGGGAUGUCUGUUGGACAUAAAGACAUUAAGUGACUGGUCUAAUUGAGUGACUUAAUAAAGCAAGUGAGCGUUUGAUCUGUUUUGCACCUACCUGGAUUAAAUAUUGUCGUCCCUUUAAGGUACGCAUACUCCUUUGGACUCAAGUCUAAGCUCCAGAACUUUUUGAGGCAGGACUUGAGUUUGCUGACGCCAGCCAUGGUGGGCUGCUCCAUCUCCGUCCCCCCCUCUUGUCGCAGAAGAAUCUUCUUCAGCAUGCUGUCAGCCGGGACGUCUUCCACCUCAAAGUCCACGUGCUCCUGCGCAAGGCCAAGGAUGAAGAGGGGCGCCCAACAGUUUUUAAGGAGCAUGAACUGGUCAUUAGGUGGAAGCUGGUUGAAAGCAGGUAGGUUCUUCAUGAAAUAAACAGUUUUGACCAGAACGGCUGAAGCCUCCUUGCAAAUUUCCGACGGCCUUUUCAAGCUCACCGUUCGCCGCAGCUCACAAUUGCAUCGAUGAGGUAUUGAAUUAUAGUCGUGCGGACUCGGGCAGCUGUUAUCCAAUUGGCUGAGAAUGUUAAAGAGGAUGGGAUUUAACAGUCUGUCGCUGCUGCACUGACAUUGGUUAUCCAUCAUGAAAAGGCUCUACUGGAUACAAACGCUCUCGCCUCUGUAUUUAUAAGGCCACCCAAGUGGACCUUGACUUGUCAAUACACUCUCUGUGCAAAACAACCAUGCGCUCUGCCAGGUGACUGCUGGUAUAAUCCAGGGAAACUGAUAAGGUUUUCUCAAUGAAAAGGAGCUGGUGGAGUAACGUCUGGAUAUCAAGAGGGCUAGGCCUUAUCUUCGGGACUGUGUCAUUAACCCAGGCCGUACCAAGCUACCAAGGACUCCGAAGGUAAUCAAGCCCAACUCUGAUGAGUCCCGUCACACUUCCAGCUCAUACUUGGCUGGAGCCGAUGAGGCCAACGGAGAGCAGUGGGGCACUGACCUAGAAGUUAAAGGCUCAAGAUGAUGUCAUUCGGACAUUUUUGUGAUAGUUGGCGCCAAACCGAAGAGACAUACAAACCUACAGUACCUUCCCCAGUCAAUUGUUUCAUUUUAAAUCACAAUUAUGAUAUAUUUUUUUCAAGCCCAAUGGCUUAGUUUUCACUGUUCUGGGUUUAGGUUUCAACUGUUCAUCUUUGGUAAGGCUGGCAUGGGCCUCAUUUAGCCGUGAUUCUCAGUCAUAGUCAUGUUAUAUCAUAGUCAAUCUGCAAAGUAGAGGCUAAGCUUAUUUACAUAAAAAAUAAAUGGGGUGGGGUUCUUAGUAUUUAUUCAGAUUUAACAUAAUCGGAAAUAGAUACAUAUAAGAAAUGUUUUUUCCCUCCCU